AUGGAGAUCUUUACCCUCUCAACCAUACUCCUUCUUCUCUUCCUCUCCUUGACCAAUCCCAUUAUCGCUCUCUCUGAUCAGUCACUAGUCUCGUCCAUUCUUCAUGACGACGAAGAAACCUGCCCUUACACUGUUAUUGUCACCACGAGUUGUUUCUCUCCUGAUUGGUCAAGGGAUCAGAUCACUAUCUCUUUGGGUGACGCCGACGGUAACCAGGUGGUUGCACCGAGACUAGAAGAACCGUUAAGCGGAAGAGGAGGUUUCAAGAAAUGUUCAUCGGACACAUUCCAAGUCAAAGGCCAAUGUCUCAAAACUAUAUGUUCCGUCUACAUCUAUCAUACCGGUCCUGACGGUUGGAUCCCGGAGACCGUCGAGAUUUACCAGGAAGGCUCCAAAUCCGUGAAAUUCGAUUUCAACAAAAACGUCCCUGAAAACAUUUGGUACGGCCACAACAAGUGCAACAACACCGGUUUGCCACCGCCUUCGCCGGAUCACCCUCCGUUUUCCCCCACCGUCCCACCGCCGCCUUAUUUCCCUCCUCACACACCUUCGCCACCGCCACGGCCUCCACCACCUCCCCCGGCGGCGCCAUCUGCUGCUUCUGGACGUGGAGGUGUCGAGAGUUUGGUUGCUUUUGCUGCGACUGCGUUUGCGUUUGCGGCUGUGGUGGUUUGA
Molecule: messenger RNA, 675 nt
Organism: Microthlaspi erraticum
Lineage: Eukaryota; Viridiplantae; Streptophyta; Magnoliopsida; Brassicales; Brassicaceae
Source: the annotation of a GenBank genome assembly